Molecule: messenger RNA, 1607 nt
Organism: Peromyscus leucopus (white-footed mouse)
Lineage: Eukaryota; Metazoa; Chordata; Mammalia; Rodentia; Cricetidae
Gene: Slc7a6os
Product: solute carrier family 7 member 6 opposite strand
Exons: 5
Coding region: 38-955 (305 amino acids)
Biological process (GO): developmental process
Source: RefSeq, a predicted model, not a curated record
ACCCCGCGCCUUCCCACAGUGCUCCACGAGAGUCGCUAUGGAGGCCGGCAGGACAGCGGUGCUGCGCGUGAAGCGGAAGCGUAGCGCGGAGCCUGCGGAGGCUCUCGUGCUGGCCUGUAAACGCCUCCGGAGCGGCGAGGUUGCGUCGUCUGCUCCGGAGACGCCAGAGGGUCCGGAGACAGCGGCCGAGAGUAAUGUUUUCCAAUUGGUUGCGACCGUGCGCUCCCAGGAAGAGCCGAUCCAGCAGCUUGUGCGAGCUGCCCUGCGCCCGUCCCGGAGCAGCCAGCUGCGUAUUCGCCGCGAUCUUCGUGCCUCAGUUCGCGAGGUCCGUAAAGAGGGCCGCUACAAGGUAGUCUCCAGCCACCGAUCUUCGGGGAUCUCUAGUAGUUUGGAGCCCCAGUGUGUGUCAGAAGCUGUCGGGGAUGCCGGCUUCCAGCUGUUGGACCUGAUCCACGAGGAGGGAGACCCAGAGGCGGCUGCCACAGACUGCUGCCAAACAUCUGAUCCAGAUGUGAUCCUCUGCAAUUCGGUAGAGUUGAUCCGUGAGAGGCUGACUGUAUCUGAAGAUGGACCACGAGUGGAACACCAAAAUGAACCAAAGCAUAAUGAUGACUAUGUAUAUGACAUUUACUAUAUGGAGAUGGCCCCUCCAGGAUGGAUUGAAAACAUCUUGUCUGUGCAGCCCUACAGCCAGGAGUGGGAGCUGGUGAAUGAUGAUCAGCAACCAGAAGACACAUAUGAUGAUGAAGAUGAUGAAAACAGUGAAAAUAAUUGGCGAAAUGAGUACCCAGAUGAAAAAAGCAGUGAUGGAGAUGAAGAUUCUAGAGGCUCUAAUGAAUACAACAGCUUCAGUGAGGAGGAAAGAGACAGCAGGCACUUGGUAUGGAGCAAGUACCCUUUGGAUGUGCAGAAGGAGUUUGGCUAUGAUAACCCCCAUGAUCUGGAUUCAGACUGAUGGUCUCAUGAGAUUCUUCCACAAGCCCUUGAGGGCUCAGUGACUACACUACCAUCAUCUUAGGAUGCCUAACUGAACAUGUAGAAAGAAAAACUACCCCAGCACAGUAAAGACUUAACUAAGGGCUCUUCUACUUGUAAGUGCUAAGUGAAGCCAAGAAUGCUGGCUCAUGCCUGUAAUUUCCAGCAUUCAAGAAUCUGGGAGCAAAAGGAGCACUGAAAAUGCAAGGCUAGCCUAGGCUACAUAGAAAGUUCUAGGCUAACCUGGGCAAAAUAAGAUUCUAUUAAAAGAACAAAAAUAGUAAGUGAUCCUACCGUCUGGAAAAUAAAAUGAUGUAAAACCUCCAGCUCAGGUGGUUUUUCUGUCAUUCUACUUCUGUGCUCAAGCCUAAAAGGAGUUUGUGAGAGGAAGCUCUUUAUUUCAUCAGCAGUAUAAUUUACCUUCCCUACUGGAGUGCCUGCCUCCAGUGAAGCCUGUUUUCUUUGAUGGAAGUCAUCUCUACAAGGGCAACAGUGGCUCCCCUGCCUGAGCUAUGGGAGACCCCACUCCACCCCUGGACUCUGAUAAUGGUUGUAAUGACUGCUGUGAUCUUUUGGCAGUGGUGCCAAGGAACAGUAUUAUGUGAUAUUCUUUAAUAAAAAAUAACUUUAUA